Messenger RNA from Xiphias gladius (swordfish), 2152 nucleotides. It is a transcript of the gene stx17, whose product is annotated as syntaxin 17. Gene Ontology annotation, biological process: exocytosis; intracellular protein transport; vesicle fusion. NCBI's taxonomy places the organism in Eukaryota, Metazoa, Chordata, Actinopteri, Istiophoriformes, Xiphiidae. Gene Ontology annotation, cellular component: endomembrane system; plasma membrane; autophagosome membrane. The record is from RefSeq and is a predicted model, not a curated record. The transcript is spliced from 7 exons. The coding region runs from base 269 to 1180 and encodes 303 amino acids. Gene Ontology annotation, molecular function: SNARE binding; SNAP receptor activity.
UGCGGGUGCUGGUAGAGGUCGGAAACUAUUCGUUGACGCACUGGGAAGAGAUUUGUUUACAAACAAGAAACUGUCAGAAACACAAACGAAAGCGUUGCCGAAAAUUAGCGAAUGUAGCUGAACGUUAAUUUUCUCAACAGUCCGGAGACUCACAGCAGUCUCUAGCGAAUAUAAAAUAUAUCCUUGAAUGAUAUUUUAACUGAUAGAUAAAGCUGAGCAGGUGCAGUGUCAACACUGAGGUGUUGGCUGUGGGCAGUCAGUAGGACACAUGGCAGAGGAAAGCAACAAGUUGACACUGAGACGCCUGGAGGCACCGAUCCACAAGUUCAUUAAAGUGGCUCUUCCCACGGACCUGGAGAGACUGCAGAAACACCACAAUAACAUACUGAAGUACCAACACAGCCAGCAAUGGGAGCGCCUUCAUCAGGAGCAUAUCAAUGCCAGCAGAACCGUUCAGCAGCUGAGAGCUAACAUUAGAGAGAUGGAGAAGCUGUGCACUCGGGUCCGUGCCGAAGACACUGACGCUUUGGAAGCACUUGUCAAGCCAGUCAGGGACAGAGCGUCAGCCGCCGCGCGAGACUUCUUGCUUUUGCACUCUAACCCUGUGCCUCAGCCCGCACUGCCGUCACCACCACUUGCCGCUCAGCCGUCCAGCUGUGUGUCCAACAGCUGCCAUGCUGAUGACGAUGUGGGCGAGGAGCCGACAUCUGGAAGGCAAAUACAGCUCCUCCUUCCAGAAAUCCCUGCAGAUCAGAGUGCGGCUGAGUCCUGGGACAACCUGGAAGAGGAUCUGAAGGAGCUGAGUGGUUUGGUGACGGAGUUCUGUCUGCUCGUCCAUUCCCAGCAGGAGAAGAUUGACAGCAUAGAGGACAACGUAAACACAGCCGCUGCCAACGUGGAGGAGGGGACCAAGAGCCUGGGGAAGGCGGUGGGCUACAAGUUGGCGGUGCUGCCGUUUGCUGGGGCGCUGCUGGGCGGUGUAUUAGGAGGUCCACUUGGCCUGCUGGCUGGGUUCAAAGCUGCAGGGGUGGCUGCUGCUCUCGGAGGGGGCGCCCUGGGGUAUGCGGGGGGCAACCUGGUGCAGAAACACCGCAAAUCUCGAGUGGAUCUACAGAUGAAACAACUGACAGCACCACCACCAGAACCAGCAGCAGCACCAGAGUCCAGCAAGGACAAGUGACCCAACAGUUGAGGUUAGCCCUCUGACCUCAGCUGCUGGCUAAUCACUGAGGCUCCUGUGUUGACUGACCAACCGGAAGGACAAACUAGACUCAAAGAGACUCUGUAUCUGACACCGUCAACACGCAUUGCUGUUACCAAGCACUGCAGUGAAACAAUUACAUAAUAACAGGCUUACUUUGAUGUUUGGGUGUGAAUGGCGUUUCUGUAAGGACAUUAAUCUAAUUUUAUACACACAACUGAUUUUUUUUUUUUUUUUUUUUUUUUCUGAAUACAGCGAAGCAGUUAUUUACAGCUGUUAGUGUGUUGUUGGGUCAGCCUGACAUAGCUUUGAGCACCUUUUACUAAAAGAAGUCCUUGGCACCAAAUAAAUUAAAGCAGUUUAACAGACCCAACGAUUGUGGAAAGGAUAAUUAGUGUGUUCCUCAAGCUGACAUGUUUUUUUUCAUCAGGGUUUGCUAACUUGCCUAUAAACAUCACUCAGUAUUCCUGGAUGCACAAAAUGAAGUGCCAAUAUGAACAGCUGUACUACUAAGACCACAGUAAGAAUGAUGUGUGGAGAAAAUGUGUUUUUUUUUUUUUUUUGCCUAACAUCACUGUAGUGUAUCAUUUACUUAAUAAUGAAAAUUAAAGUGGCACAGCUUCAGAGUUUAUAUAAAAUUAUAAUCUAUGUAGAUACAGACAUGUUUUAGCAAAGUGCCUAAGUGCCGCUGUCCAGAUCACUUCAGUGACUGGAGUGUAAGAACCUGCCAUGUAUUGAUGACACUACUGCUGGUUUUCUGCAAAAUAAAAUGUGUCUUUUCCACAGUAAUGUCAUUCAUUAGAUAAAGAGAACAGAAAUGACAGCAGUAAAGAACAGAGAAAGGGAUGUACAAAGCAUCAGACGAGACAACAUCCUGUAAAAUGGUUUUUAAUUUACUUUUUCAUUUUUUUACUCUUCUUCCCCUCUGAGAUGACUGGUUUAGAAAUGGCA